AACACAUCUUAUAUAAAGCUUUAAUAGGAAAAUAAAAGAUUUACAUGUCUCUAACAUAAUGAGCAACCACAACAAUAUCAAUACUCAACGGUCUUUGCGACUUGCCAACGAUGAUAGAGACUCAUUUUUGGACAUUAUAUCUCCACCAUCGCGCCUUUUUCCUCAUAUUCUGAAUGAGAGAGUUGGUAUUGAUCCAUGGUUGUGGUCACUUGAGGAUAGAAUCUUCACUUUACCUUCCUCCAUAAUAAGUUUUCCACAACCUCCAAUGCAUCUUGUGGUGUUGCAAAACAAUUUGGCAAACCACACAAAUUUGAGGUCAAGAGAAAUGGAUCGAUCACAAACACAAACACAACAACAAACACGUGAUUCAAACAAUCAAACAAAAGCUUUAGAGAAGCUAAGGAAAGAGAUUUACAAUCCUAUUCCAAAGAAGAUUAUACAAAGGUUGGGUAGGUUUUACUCACAAAAGGAUGGUGGAAAGACGAUAAAAGGAGUAUACAAAGAAGAUGAUGAUUAUGAUAAUAAAAGAUGUGUCAUAUGCUUAGAAGACUUCGAAGCAAAACAAGUGGUGAUGAUGACACCGUGUAAUCAUAUGUUCCAUGAGCAGUGCAUAUUGCCUUGGGUGAGAACCCAUGGUAGAUGUCCGGUUUGCAGGUUUUCUUUUUUGUAAAAGGACAAGAGAGUGAUUUGAAUAACCCUUAAUAAAAUUCUAAUUAUAGCAUUGUACCUUGAAACAUCUACACAAUUAUAAAAUUAUACUUCAACUUUUCUUUAUUUAAACCCAAAUAACAUUGUACUCUAAUUUUUUUUUUCUU
Lactuca saligna is the source of this 815-nucleotide messenger RNA. NCBI's taxonomy places the organism in Eukaryota, Viridiplantae, Streptophyta, Magnoliopsida, Asterales, Asteraceae. The record is from the annotation of a GenBank genome assembly.